Messenger RNA from Myxocyprinus asiaticus (Chinese sucker), 2058 nucleotides. Its product is annotated as paired box protein Pax-9-like. Gene Ontology annotation, biological process: anatomical structure development; regulation of transcription by RNA polymerase II. Lineage: Eukaryota; Metazoa; Chordata; Actinopteri; Cypriniformes; Catostomidae. The record is from RefSeq and is a predicted model, not a curated record. The coding region runs from base 189 to 1220 and encodes 343 amino acids. The transcript is spliced from 4 exons. Gene Ontology annotation, molecular function: DNA-binding transcription factor activity, RNA polymerase II-specific; RNA polymerase II cis-regulatory region sequence-specific DNA binding.
UCAGGAAACAGAAGGCGAAUUUUCCUCUCUUGCAAGUAAUCGGUAUCGCAAUAAUCGCAUCCGUCUCGGACGCUCAAUUUUCAUCCACAUCGGCUUCGGCACAAUAAAAACCUGCUAAACUGGACUCGGAACAGUUUAGAACAGGGCAACAUUCUGAAGUUUCUUUUAUCAUCGGGAGGCUGAACGCAAUGGAGCCAGCCUUUGGGGAGGUGAACCAGCUAGGCGGUGUUUUUGUGAACGGAAGACCCCUGCCCAAUGCCAUCCGACUCAGGAUAGUAGAGCUGGCCCAGCUGGGCAUCAGGCCUUGCGACAUCAGCAGGCAGCUCCGCGUUUCUCACGGCUGUGUAAGCAAGAUUCUGGCCCGGUACAACGAGACCGGCUCGAUACUUCCCGGCGCAAUCGGCGGCAGCAAGCCAAGGGUCACGACCCCGACCGUAGUCAAGCACAUUCGGACUUACAAGCAACGGGACCCUGGCAUUUUCGCUUGGGAGAUUCGAGACAGACUGCUCGCCGACGGUGUGUGUGAUAAAUUCAAUCUGCCCUCUGUCAGCUCGAUCAGUAGGAUUCUCCGUAACAAGAUCGGAAAUCUGUCUCAACAGAACCAGUACGAGUCGACCAAACAGGGCCCUCAUCACCAGCCACAACCCACCCUGCCAUACAACCACCUGUACUCGUAUCCUACUCCAAUCGGAGCCACUGGGACUAAAGUACCAACUCCGCCUGGCAUGCCCACUCUUCCUGGACACAUGGCAAUGCAUAGGAUAUGGCCUUCCUCUCAUUCUGUUACUGAUAUUCUGGGCAUUCGGUCAAUAACGGAGCAGCAAAUUAGUGACAGUCCGUCCUUUCCCAGCGCCAAACUAGAAGAAUGGAGCGCUAAUAACAGGAGUAAUUUUUCGCCAGGGAGUUCUACACUAGUCAAUGGCGUGGAUAAACCUCACUUAAAACCUGAAGCAAAAUACACACAGAUGCCGAAUGGAUUGCCCACAGUGAACAGUUAUGUCACAGCUCCCAGCAUCCAUCCUUACCACCCUCCCACCCAAGUGUCACCCUACAUGGGGUACAGCGGCACCACGUCGGCCUAUGUGACCGGCCCCACAUGGCAGCCGCCCAAUGGCAGUGCUCUCUCUCCCCACAGCUGUGACAUCACCGCCCCACUAGCCUUCAAGAGCAUGGCUGCCAUGCGAGACUCUUUCCAUCCUGUAAUGGCCUCUGCUCUGUGAGUUUUGAAGGAGCGUGUGGGGUCAAAGAGAGACAGCAAAAGAACAGAAUGACAGAAAGAGAGAGAUGGGGAAACACACGGCAAUACGGACUUCAGACCGACUCUCUCUGGAUGGACUAAUGUUACUAAUGUAUGCCUUUACAAUAUUUAUGAAAGACUUGUCAGACGAGCCAUGUACCAUUCUGAAUGCCCGUGAUCUCCUGCUCCGUAUCAGCAUCGCCCACUUGUCUGCACAGGAAAAAAAAAGAGAUUAAGAGUGAGAAAAUGCAAAAGCUAUCCUCUCUGAUCUGAACCAAGCAAAGGAUUAAGUAGUAAAGAACGUCAGAUGCUUUAUGGUGUUCAGUACACUAGCCUGAGUUCAAUGUUGGUGCUUCUCUCAGUGAAUAUAUUGUUCUUGUAUGUUUUCAAGAAAAUGAGUCAAAUAUAAAUGGUUGAAUAAGCAAUCUCAUGUAAAACAACUGACCAGUUUGCAUUUACUGUUUUUCAGGGUGUUAUAAAUUGCUAAUGUCUAGAUGUUCCGCUUUGUUUCUUUUUUUAUUGUCGUUUUUUUUUUAAUCACUUUUUUUUUUUGUCUUUUUGGAUACCAGUUUCACUUCACUAAUAAUGUAUGCCAGAGCUCUUGGGAAAAGUUAUUACGUUUAUUUAUUAGACGGUAAGUUACGUUGAAUGAAGUGCAAUUGAUACAGAUAUGGGGAGAAGAGGCAACAUGUGGGACAUUGAUGCACAUUCGGAAAACAGGAGCAUUCAUUCAUGCAACAUUAAUUAUCAGUGAAGCUGCACACUUCCAGACAUUGCACAAUGAAAUUGAAUGUAUCUUAUUAAAAGAGACAUGUGUAAAA